Heterobilharzia americana is the source of this 977-nucleotide messenger RNA. NCBI's taxonomy places the organism in Eukaryota, Metazoa, Platyhelminthes, Trematoda, Strigeidida, Schistosomatidae. The record is from the annotation of a GenBank genome assembly.
AUGUCAGAGCUACUAUUGUGUUACAAUAAGGGAUGUGCUCAGAAAUUUAGUCCUGAAGAAAAUAAGGAAGAUUCAUGUCGAUUUCACCCUGGUGAGCCAAUUUUCCAUGAUGCGAAGAAAAAGUGGUCUUGUUGCAAUAAAUACAGUACAGAUUUCUCGGAAUUCUUGAGUAUAAAAGGAUGUACUGUAGGAAAGCACAGUAAUAUACGCCCAGAAAACCCAAAAGAGCAGAAAAAAACUGAAGUUCCAACUAAUCCGGUUGCUCCACCUGCACUUACAGUUCCCAAACCAGUCGAAUUGCCAAGACCAUCUUGCACAGAGACCACAUAUGAUUUGCCGGUUGAAAUCACAUCGAAUUUGAAAGCAGCAUUAGAAAAGUUAUCAUUAGAUCCAUCCUUUAAACCUUUACAGAACUCCUCAACUGAAAACAAUAACAAAGGGAGUUAUCCAGUUGGUACGACCUGUAAAAACAGUGGUUGUAAACAGAUCUAUACAGGAACUGAAUCCGAUUGUGAAUUGUGUUUAUAUCAUCCGGGUGUAGCUGUAUUCCAUGAAGGAAUGAAAUAUUGGAGUUGUUGUAAUCAGAAAACUAGUGAAUUUGAAACAUUUGUCAAACAGAUUGGAUGUACUACUGGUCGUCAUAACUGGACUGUUGAAGAUGCAAAGUCGACUAAUUUAGCAUUAUCAUCAGUUCAGUCAGAGGUGAAUUGUCGUUUCGAUUGGUAUCAAUCAGGUGGUUAUGUGACAUUGAAUAUUUAUGCAAAGAAUAUUUGGCCUGAAAGUGUAUCAGUUAAAGCUAAUCAAGUGUAUUUAUGUGUUUUAUUGAAAUUUGGUUUAAAUUAUCAAACAUUUUCACGUGAUUUCAAUCUUUAUGGUAUUAUAAAUCCACAAAUGUCGACUGUAAAAUUGAUGCCAAUGAAAGCUGAAAUUAUUCUCAAAAAAGUUGAUCCUAUAUCUUGGUCUAAACUUGAAUAUAA